CAGAAUCAUCAUGUGUACAGUUCGGUGAUGCCUAGUCCCACACUUGCAAAUAUGACCAAACCCCGAGGGCAUUGUCGACAAAUCCAGGCUCAAGAGAGAAAAAGGCUUCCACAUUUUGAUCCCAUCAAUAAAGAGACAACAGAGAGAGAGAGAGGCCCUCCUCCAAACUCCAAACACCACCUGCCCCUGCCCUCUCCCCGCUUCUAAUUCUGUUUUCUGCUAUCUCCCAGAAUUUAAUCUGCCGGAAAAAAAAAAAUUCAGCCAUGAGAAUUACAAAUCCGCCGCCGCGGCUGCCAUUGAUUCUGCUACUGCUCAUAAUCCUAUCGUUGGACCUCUGCAGCUGUACCAGCCGACGCCACCUCCGCUCCAGCAGAAGAGAUGUUAACAGUGAUGAAAUCAAGCAAGCAGAUCGUCAAAUGUCUUCUUCUUCUCCGUCGUGGAGCGCUACUAAAUACUACUUCCCGCCGCCGCCGGCAGAAGCGCCGCGCGGAUCCAGAGCACGCGAUCGCAAGGGCGUGGCGGCUGGCCCGGCCAGGGUGUACGGAGCUUCAUAUAGAACAGUGCCGGCGGGCCCGAACCCGCUUCACAAUUGAUUAUCAUCCGCCAUUUUGUUCGGUCAAAUUUCCAGCAGGGGAAAAUACUGUUUCCCUGUUUUUUAGUUACUCUUUUUUUUUUUCCACUUACAUCUCUUCUUGUACUGUAAUUUUGUUACCGCAUAGGGUAAAUCUCUUGUACUGCUGUAUGUAGCAAAAUUUGUUGAUUAGUUAAUUAUAUGCCAUCUAGCUUAGAUAGCUAGCUUGUAUUAUUAUUAUUAUUUUAUUAUUAUUGAUAUCUGGGGAGUCAUUAUUCAUAGAGUUAAUACUUAAUACAACAGCAUCUUCUGCCUUUUUUAUUUAUUUUAGAAAUCUCAUUAACAUUCUAAUAAUAUUAUAAGUUUUCG
Linum trigynum is the source of this 940-nucleotide messenger RNA. The record is from the annotation of a GenBank genome assembly. NCBI's taxonomy places the organism in Eukaryota, Viridiplantae, Streptophyta, Magnoliopsida, Malpighiales, Linaceae.